AUGGGACGUGUUGCCUUGGACAAUAUCCAGAAAUUUUCAUCUUUAUCAGCUUAUCUACCUGUAAAGUAUCAGAUAUCUGGCACGGAGUCCUCAUUUUUCCUUAGAGAAGCCAACCAUGAAUUCAUGAAAAACUCAAGUUUGCAAUCUCGUGUGGAAACCUUCUUUACGUACAAAAGUAAGAAGAGGCCCAUCGUCAGUGUUAGCUAUGGACCCUUCUUGGUGGAACAUGAUGUCCCUCAGGAUCUGCUGUGGACGUCCAGCACUUUUGGGCCCACCAACAAGUUUACAUUCAACUGGAAGCUAAAAACCUACAUCAUGAGUGAAAAAAUCUACUUGACAAAGCCCAAAGUCCAGAUACUUUUCUACAUUGUGGGGAGAGAUUGGGAUGAUUACAGUAUGUCUGAACAGCUUCCUUGCAUGCACGUUUUUGCCUUCUGGGAAACUUUGGGAGUCCGGGGUAGCUGCCGACUGAAAGGAGACCUGGGAUUAUGCGUGGCUAGUCUAGAGCUUCAGCCAACCUGGUUUAACCCACCCACAGUUGUCACUGGUCGUAAGAAAAUGGCUGAUCGGUCUGAUGGGAUCUCGGUAGAGCUUUAUUACGCGAUCCACCCUGGAAGUGAAAAUGGGGAGUGUAGCACUGAAGACCUACGGAAGGGUAAUGCAAUCCGUCCAGGAAAAGAAGGGGCAGGGGAAAGGAUGUCCCACUUACAACGCGUUGGGUCGAUCAGUCUCCACCAGGCACCGGAGAGUUCUCAGCUGACUGAGUUGUGGUUGGACAGCAACAUAGUCAUCCAGCUGCCGUUGAAGCCCGUCAAACAGGGAGAAGUUGUGACCGCUUCUGUGACAGUUACCAACAAUAUCACGGUGGAUCAAUUUAUUCUCAGAUGUUUCAUUACCUGGUUAGGUAACAGCAUCAUUAGAAUGAAGGAGGGUUGUGGAGACAAGGAGGAGGAGGAGGAUGACGACUGGGGUUUUUUUAUGCUUGUUAGAAGCAACAAUAAUAACAUGUUCAGUGAAGUUGUGCGAUUGAAUUUUGAAAUUGCCAGCUUCAGCAGCCUUUCGGGAACCCAGCCAAUAUCCUGGCAAGUGGAAUAUCCUCAGAAGAAGAUGACAGAGAUGGCCCUUUCUGAAAUUUUCAUUUGCCAAAAGGAUCUAGUGGGGAUUGUCCCACUAGCAAUGGACACGGAUAUCUUGAAUACGGCUAUCCUCACUGGGAAAACAGUUGCUGUCCCCGUCAAGGUGAUUUCUGUUGAAGAAAACAAUAUGGUGAUGGAUAUCUCUGAAUCGGUGGAAUGCAAGUCGUUUGCUGAGGAUGUGGUUAAAGGCUUAUUCCCACCUUGCCAACGAGUGUUAAAUUAUGAGAAAAGAUUGACGCGAGACAGUGAGGAUGAAGAUGAAGAUGAGCGGAAGGGAAGAGGCUGCACCCUUCAGUACCAGCAUGCCAUGGUGCGGGUCCUCACUCAGUUUGUGGCGGAAGAUGCCAGCCCAUCAGGGCAGCUGUCCUAUUUGUUGGGCUCCGACUGGCAGAUGGACAUAACAGAUUUGGUGACGGACUUCAUGAAGCUUGAGAAACCUCACGUGGCCCAGUUACAAGGAGGGAAGGUUCUGGUUGGGCAGGAAGUUGGCAUGACAAUGGUCCAGGUCCUUUCUCCACUAUCUGACUCCAUUUUGGCUGAGAAGACUGUGAUGGUGUUGGACGACAAGGUGACCAUCACCGAUAUGGGAAUCCAACUAGUAGCUGGGUUGUCCCUGGUCCUUCAGCCCAGCACAGCUAGUCAUCAAGCUUUCGUGGCUACCACCAUAGCUCAAGACUUGCUACACACUCACAAACAGGAGGCCAUGGUGAGCUCCUGGAUCCAAUUCAGUGAUGGUGCUGUGACCCCACUGGACAUCUAUGACCCCAGAGACUUUUCCCUCUCUGCCUCCUCACUUGAUGAAUCAGUUGUUACAGCUCAUCAGAGCUCUGCGGUCAAAUGGCCAGUGGUGGUAGCAGAAGGGGAAGGAGAAGGCCUCUUGGUCAAAGUCGAUAUGAUGAUCUCUGAAUCUUGCCAGAAGUCCAAGCGGAAGAGUAUCCUAGCAAUUGGCAAUGGAAACAUCAAAGUCAAGUUUGGCCAGAACGAUGGCAACCCCCAUAGUCUUGGGGAUUACAGUGCUGAGGAAAUUGAAAACCAUGCCAGUGACCGGAGGCAGAAGGUGUUGGACCAAGACCACCAUGGCCAGGAAGGACAAUAUUAUAGAAGCUCUUCUGCUGAACGAGAAGAAAGUCCUGCAAGGAAGAACGGUGUGACAGCCAAGUCUACAACCAAAAACAAAGUCUUCAAAAGUAUCCCCGAAGGAGAUAAACUUUCAGAUGAAGGUCUACUCCAGAACAUCCCGAUUGACUUCACCAACUUCCCGGCUCAGAUCGAUCUUCCCCAUAGCAAUAAUGGCAUGAAGGACAACGACCUGGUUGAGACACCUAGAGGUCUCAGUGACUUGGAGACGGGGAUGUAUGCCCUGUUAGGAGUCUUCUGCCUCGCCAUUCUGGUCUUCCUAAUCAACUGUGCCACCUUCACAUUGAAGUACCGUCACAAGCAGCUUCCCAUGGAAGGGCAGACCUCCAUGAACCACUCUCAUGACUGGGUGUGGCUUGGGAAUGAAAUGGAGCUGUUGGACAACCCAGCAGAUGUCUCGCCUCCGCCGGAUGAGUGCACCACGAUCAUAGACCAAGGGAUAGGCUUUGACAUGGGCAGUCAACUCCUCGUUGGCACUCCAAAAAAACUCCCGAGUCAAAGCAGUCCCAAAAUUCAAUUGGGAGACAAGCAAAUCAGGGACCUGAAGCAGGAAAAUCCUCUGCAUUCGCCUGCCUCCAAGCGGAAGCGGGUCAAGUUUACCACAUUCACCACCAUCCCUCCUGAUGAUGGUUGCCCCACCGUCAAUUCCAUCCUCAAUUGCAAUGAAGAUGACAUUAAAUGGGUUUGCCAAGAUAUGGAUCUGGGAGAAUCGAAACAGAUCAGGAACUAUCUGGAGAAACUCAAAGACAAAAUGUAGCAUCACUCCUUGGUUUUAAGAGUCAACAGCCACACCUUGAUGCCUUCAGAUGCAUUGAAAUAUGUGAAUAAACAAAUAUAUGCAUGAACUGGAGUGGGGACUGAGUAGGUGAUGUGUAGGACCAAUUUUGAUAGCCCAGCAGAUACGUUCUUUGAUAAACCCAGCUAGGCAGCAAUGUCUAAUCAAGCUGGACUGAUUGCAGGGGGCAAAAAAACAGUUGGACUUGGUUAAUCCUUAGAUAG
Thamnophis sirtalis is the source of this 3272-nucleotide messenger RNA. The record is from RefSeq and is a predicted model, not a curated record. NCBI's taxonomy places the organism in Eukaryota, Metazoa, Chordata, Lepidosauria, Squamata, Natricidae.